Messenger RNA from Xyrauchen texanus (razorback sucker), 3579 nucleotides. RefSeq names its product Rho GTPase activating protein 18 (gene arhgap18). The transcript has 15 exons. Gene Ontology annotation, biological process: regulation of actin filament polymerization; signal transduction; regulation of small GTPase mediated signal transduction. Gene Ontology annotation, cellular component: cytoplasm. Bases 59 to 2020 code for a protein of 653 amino acids. Gene Ontology annotation, molecular function: GTPase activator activity. NCBI's taxonomy places the organism in Eukaryota, Metazoa, Chordata, Actinopteri, Cypriniformes, Catostomidae. The record is from RefSeq and is a predicted model, not a curated record.
UCGAGCGGCAGUUCCUCCGAAGUUACAUCGAAACUUCCAUAAUAAUGCGGUGCUCAACAUGAGUGGACAGCAGGACGAGCAGAGUGUUGUAUUAACCGCCUACAUCAGCAACAGUGAAGCUUUACCGGCCGUCAGCUGUAAGGAACAAGCGGGGUUUUCGGGACCGAGCCGUAAAACCGGUCAGUAUAAUGUACAGAAAUGCAGAGCCCCUGCAGCGGUCCAGGGUUCGAGCUCAGGGAGGGUCCCGUACCAGCGCUGCAGCUCUCAGGACUCUCUGGAUGAGCAUGCAAUGGUGGACUACUAUAAAGAACUAGAAAUCAUCCAGCGCAGUGGAGAUGCAGAACAUCAGGAGGAAGUGCAGCUGAAGGUGGCAGAUGAAGGUGAGCAGGAAGAGGCGUGGUUGAUGGAGGCGGGGCUAGCGACACUGUUCGAUGAGUCUGCAUCAGAUGGUGAGGAUAGUAUCGUACUGCUGUCUACCCUGACCCGAACGCAAGCCGCUGCUGUGGAGAGACGCGUGGAAACGCUCAAACAGACUCUACGCAAAAGAAACAAGCCAUACAGUGUCCCUGAUGUUCGGGAGAUCUUUAAAACGUCACCUUCAGAAAGUAAAGAGAAUGAGGUGGAAUCCACAGAGAGAAGUGGAAUCAGUAAUGAGGAAGUCAAAACGCUGGGUAAUGGGGUGAGGCCUGACUCUCAGGGGGGCGGAGCUGAGACAGAGACUGACAUUAACCUGGAGGUGUCGUUCUCCGAGCAAGCACUUGUCUACAAAGAAGGGAUGAAAGUUAGCGAGCCCCGGAGUGAAGCUGACGACAAGUUACCCGAUUUUAAAGUGUCUCAGGAUAAGACGGGUCGGACUCGAGUAGGCGAUCUCUCUCCUGAGGACAUGAAGAAAGUUCGCAGGCUUGUUCUCAUUGAAAUGAGUGCUUUGUUUGACACGUGUGGAAUAGAGCUGAAAGCUCAUAAAGCUCUCAAGAUCAAAGUGAGAGAGUCGGGUUUGUUUGGUGUUCCUCUCUCUACACUACUGGAACAAGACCAACGGAGGAUCCCAGGAACUAAAGUGCCUCUUAUACUGCAGCAUUUAAUCUCUCAUAUAGAAGAGCAGAGUUUAGACACAGAGGGAGUGCUUCGGAUACCAGGAGCAGCUACUAGAGUGAAGGCAGUCUGUCAGGAGCUGGAACACACGUUUUAUGAUGGGAUGUUUCCAUGGGAAAGUCUUAAACAGCAUGAUGCAGCUAGCAUCCUGAAACUAUUAAUUAGAGAGCUUCCAUAUCCUCUAUUGACUGUAGAAUACUUCAACGCCUUCAUCUCUGUACUGAAGUUGCCCACUAAGAAACAGCAGCUACAGGCACUCAAUCUGCUGGUGCUCCUGUUACCAGAACCCAACAGAGACACCCUCAAGGCUGUGAUGGAGUUCUUCCAAAGAGUGAUUGACCAUAAGGACAAGAAUAAGAUGACUUUGAACAAUGUUGCUGUGGUAAUGGCUCCCAACAUCUUCAUGUGUAAAGGCUUCCGCAGUAAGAUCAGUGAACAGCAAGAGUUUGCCAUGGCAACUGGCACUACCAACAUUGUUAGGCUGCUCAUCCGGUACCAGAAUCUGCUUUGGACGAUUCCCAAGUUCAUCCUGAAUCAGGUGCGCAAACAGAACACAGAGAACCAACGGAAGAUGAACAGAGACAGAGCGGUAAAAAAACUGCUGAAGAAAAUGGCCUACGACCGCGAGAGAAACUCUGACAAACAGGAGAAAAACACUGAGGCUGAAGGUGGCUUUAUAAGGGUUCAGGCUCCUCAGUUCUCUAUGGUCUCUAUGGCCGUACAGCUGACAGAGGAUUUAAAGGCAUCAGAUGUGCUGACACGCUUUCUCAGUCAAGAGAGGUCUCUGUCUGUGAAGAGAGAAGAUCUGUGUCUGUAUGAGAUGGGAGGGAACAUAAAGGAGAGAUGUUUGGAUGAAGAGACGUACAUCAAAGCUCUGCUGGAGCUCAACCCCACUGCAGAGUGGCUCAUUAAAUCUGCUCAACACUGAACAUGCCAAUCAACCAAUCAACCAAUCACGCCUUAAACAAGAGGACACACUCAUGAGUGAAGGGAAAGCACCAGUUCUUUCAGAUCAGAUAUUUGAUCUUCAGGUGUAGUCGGUCCAGUCCUCUGCCAACAGAACGCUAAACCGUUCAUUUACUCAUAAGUUGUUUUCCAUUAGACUGUUGAGUGGCAGUUUUAGUCAUAGUGUUUGGAAAUUAGUUAUUAAUCCAAUUUUGUAUGUUUAAAUGCUUGUGAAGGAAUGAUUGUUUGAUUAGUUCAAGAAUGAAACACUAACUUUAUUAUCUGAGUGAAUAUGAAGAAAACAUAUCUGGGUUUUAUUUCACCACAACAUGAAUACAAAAUAAUACAAACAAGAAAUUAUAUUUUGUGCAAAGAAAAAUGAAAUCUGCAUUAAGGCAAUAUGUGUGUGUGUAUAUAUAUAUAUAUAUAUAUAUAUAAUAACUAGCAUAAUCUAUAAAUGCUUUACCGUAUCUCAUAAAAUUUGAUCAUGAGGUUUGUUUUGCAUUAUGGAUUCAUUGUUAUUCAAAUAUUGCCACAAUACAAAACAAAAGAUAUAUUAAUUCUAAAAAUCAGUGUUUUACUGGUAAACAUUUAAUGGUUUAUAUGUGUAUGAUUUUCCCCCUUUUUAUUUUUGGUGGAAUCUGACCUGGAAAUGUUGUUGAUAAGUUUUGUGAGAUUCAGGAUUCAACCACUCAAAAAUAUGAUAACAAAAAUAAAUGAUAUACACUCACCUAAAGGAUUAUUAGGAACACCUGUUCAAUUUCUCAUUAAUGCAAUUAUCUAAUCAACCAAUCACAUGGCAGUUGCUUCAAUGCAUUUAGGGGUGUGGUCCUGGUCAAGACAAUCUCCUGAACUCCAAACUGAAUGUCAGAAUGGGAAAGAAAGGUGAUUUAAGCAAUUUUGAGCGUGGCAUGGUUGUUGGUGCCAGACGGGCCGGUCUGAGUAUUUCACAAUCUGCUCAGUUACUGGGAUUUUCACGCACAACCAUUUCUAGGGUUUACAAAGAAUGGUGUGAAAAGGGAAAAACAUCCAGUAUGCGGCAGUCCUGUGGGUGAAAAUGCCUUGUUGAUGCUAGAGGUCAGAGGAGAAUGGGCCGACUGAUUCAAGCUGAUAGAAGAGCAACUUUGCCUGAAAUAACCACUCGUUACAACCGAGGUAUGCAGCAAAGCAUUUGUGAAGCCACAACACGCACAACCUUGAGGCGGAUGGGCUACAACAGCAGAAGACCCCACCGGGUACCACUCAUCUCCACUACAAAUAGGAAAAAGAGGCUACAAUUUGCAAGAGCUCACCAAAAUUGAACAGUUGAAGAUUGGAAAAAUGUUGCCUGGUCUGAUGAGUCUCGAUUUCUGUUGAGACAUUCAGAUGGUAGAGUCAGAAUUUGGCGUAAACAGAAUGAGAACAUGGAUCCAUCAUGCCGUGUUACCACUGUGCAGGCUGGUGGUGGUGGUGGUGUAAUGGUGUGGGGGAUGUUUUCUUGGCACACUUUAGGCCCCUUAGUGCCAAUUGGGCAUCGCUUAAAUGCCACGGCCUACCUGAGCA